This is a messenger RNA of Amblyraja radiata (thorny skate), 1267 nucleotides long. RefSeq names its product mitochondrial calcium uniporter regulator 1. Gene Ontology annotation, cellular component: mitochondrion; mitochondrial inner membrane. Bases 18 to 908 code for a protein of 296 amino acids. The transcript has 9 exons. Gene Ontology annotation, biological process: calcium import into the mitochondrion; positive regulation of mitochondrial calcium ion concentration. NCBI's taxonomy places the organism in Eukaryota, Metazoa, Chordata, Chondrichthyes, Rajiformes, Rajidae. The record is from RefSeq and is a predicted model, not a curated record.
GCGAGGCUGCGAGAGUGAUGACGACGGCCGGCGCCCGGCGAUGGAGGCCGCUGUUGCCCCCCGGAGGUCGACGACCAGUUUCAGCCGCUGGGAACUACAGUUCGACGGCUCAGCAGCGAGGAGGCGAGGGCAAUGCCUUGCGCUCGGGGGAAGAGCGGGCGCUGUGCUGCGGGCGGGUGAUGGCGCCGGGGCCGGCUCUGAUGGUGAGGUGGGAGGCGGCGCUGGGCCGCAGGCUUGCCCGGAGAGGGUUAAGCACGUCGGUGGCAUCUUUGCAAUAUAAUCCAAAACAAGUAGCUUCGUUGGAAAGUCAAAAGUACUUCUAUUUCGAUACACAUGCAGUUGUGCAACAUUUGGAAGAAUGUGGUUUCAGCACUAGUCAAUCGGAGGUUGUGGUAGCCACACUGCUGAGAAUCAUGAAUUCCAAUAUGGAAAUCACACACAAAGACAUGGCCACCAAAAUUCAACAAGAGAUGAUGCUUCAACAUAUUAUGUCACACAUAGCAGCUGUGAAGAAAGACAUGAUUAUAUUAGAAAAGAGUGAGUUUUCAGCAUUACGAGCAGCAAAUGAGAAAUUGAAGAUUGAAUUGAUACAAUUAAAGAAACAGUUAACCGAUGAAGUUGUCAAAGUUUCAUCGAACAACAAACUGGACCUGAAUAUGCAAAAAGGUAGAGUCCAAGAAAUGUUAAACGAGCAUGAAAAGAGAGUGUUGGAAACCAGAUCGGACAUUGUGGAAUUGAAUUCGCUACAAGGGCGGGCUGUCACGCAGGCAAACCAAAAGAUCGACACCGAAGUCGCCGGGCUCAAAACUCUGUUGGAAUCGCACAAACUCGACACCAUUAAAUAUUUAGCAGGUUCGGUUUUCACCUGCCUCACCAUCGUGCUUGGAUUUUAUCGCCUCUGGGCAUGAAAUUUAAUUCCACGUUAGAUCUUCACUCUAUAAGGAUCAGCAGGAACAUCCUUCUGAUUUUUGUGAGCAGGAGGAACGAUUUUUUUUGACGUGUUUUACAUGCUGCAAGGAACCAAGAAAUUAACCUGUUGAUUUAAUUUUUUUAAAUUGUGAAUCCAUUUUUUUAAAAGAAUAUUUCAAGCUUACUUUGCACAAGACAUUUGACUACUGUAAUGUAAACCGAGGAUUGUGCCUGAAAAUGGUGUGUUCAUUUAAAAUGGAUUUGCUUGAUUUAAACCACAAAUGCAUGUUAAUUUAAAAUGUUGUCCAGUUCCACUGAUCAAUGACAGAUGAAAUUAAAAAGGUAUUCAUAUUUUCAA